Molecule: messenger RNA, 2864 nt
Organism: Anguilla anguilla (European eel)
Lineage: Eukaryota; Metazoa; Chordata; Actinopteri; Anguilliformes; Anguillidae
Gene: mogat3b
Product: monoacylglycerol O-acyltransferase 3b
Exons: 8
Coding region: 568-1548 (326 amino acids)
Biological process (GO): triglyceride biosynthetic process
Cellular component (GO): endoplasmic reticulum membrane
Molecular function (GO): diacylglycerol O-acyltransferase activity
Source: RefSeq, a predicted model, not a curated record
GCCCAGGGAUGUCUAAGCCGCAAUUUGGGUUUGCAUGUUGACAUGUGAUGGUUAAUUCGCAGGCCCAGAUUACUCCUGGUUUUUAGGUCAAACAGAAACGUACUUCAUCGCAGAUAGGAGCAGAUUUGAUUUUACAGGUGCAACGUGAAGUAAUCAAAGCAGCCAAAGUCUUGCACCAACUCUGCGAUAAACGGAAACCUUUACGUUAUUUGGUAGCAUCAUUGUGGACGUAGGCUACUCACUUUAAAUACUUUAUAAUGUGCGCAAUUUGUAUAUAAAGGUGCAACCGUCCAUAUAUUGCGAACUGGUGCGCGCUGGACUCUGGUGGAUUUGAGGGCUUGUCUGCGUGCCACCGUGUCUGCGAAGCGAUCGUUAUCGGCGACCGUGAUUGAACUGGCCAAAGUGCAGCGAGACUUCGCGCAGAUACUCGACGCGUUUCCGAGCGCGGGACGCCGUGGGACAGGGGACUCUUAUUUGGGGGACAAGCGGUCCAGCCCUGACGGUGACAGGUAAUGGUGGCAACCCGAGGCCCACGGGGCUGCAAGUUAGCAGGUACAGGCUGCUGAGAUGGCGCGGGAGACGAAGCAGUGCACGGAGUUCGUGCAGAAGCUCAGCGUGCUGCAGUGGGUCCUCACCUUCCUGUUCAUGGGUGUGGCCUGUACUGUGUUGAUGGUAUAUCUGCUGUUCACCUCUCUGUGGCUCUUCCCCGUGCUCUACACCAUCUGGAUGCUGAUUGACUGGAACACUCCUGAGAGAGGGGGCAGGCAGGUUGAGUGGGUGAAGAACUGGGCUGUGUGGACACACCUCAGAAAUUACUUUCCUGUGAAGAUUGUGAAGACGGCCGAGCUGAGCCCCAACAGGAACUACAUCCUGGGCUCACACCCCCACGGGAUCAUGUGUGCAGGGGCCUUUACCUCCUUCUGCACCGGCUGUUCCGGAUUCUCCCAGGCAUUCCCGGGAAUGCGCCCUACCCUCGCCAUCCUGGCCGGGCUCUUCAAAAUGCCCCUGUACCGGGAGUACCUCAUGAGCGCAGGCAUGUGUCCGGUGAGCAGGCCCAGUCUGGAGUUCCUUCUCUCGGGGAACGGUACGGGCAACGUGGUGGUGAUUGUGAUAGGGGGCGCUGCUGAGUCUCUGGCUUGCUUUCCGGGGAUGAACACCGUGGUCAUGAGACAGAGGAAGGGCUUUGUGCGGCUGGCCCUGGAGUGCGGGGCUGACCUGGUGCCAGUGUACUCUUUCGGGGAGAACGAGCUGUUUAAGCAGGUGGUGUUCCCGGAGGGCAGUGUGAUGCGCGUGCUGCAGACCGCCUUUAAGAAGGUCAUGGGGUUCGCUCCCUGCCUGUUCAUUGGCCAGAGCUGGGGCCUGGUGCCGUACAGCGUCCCCGUCACCACCGUCGUGGGGAGCCCCAUUUCCGUGCCCCAGGUCUCCCGCCCCUCAGAGGAGAUGGUGGAUCACUACCACAGCCUGUACAUGGAGGCGCUGACUCAGCUCUUUCACGCGCACAAGACCAGCUGCGGCCUGUCUGACACCCACCAGCUCCAAAUCAUCUAGAGCCCCACCCUGCACCCCCUGCAGAAGGCUCGCUGAACCCCUGCCCCGUCCCGUGCCCCGUCCCGUGCCCCCUCCCGAAUCGGCACAUGCCACCAAAACGCCUAAUCUGUACCAGAGUUUUAAACUGGGGUGCCUCGGCAGUGGUCCUGGAGACCCAUAGUCCAGCAUUCUCAGAGCCCAAGAUGACAGUCAGUUAAACCAGAUGGUUUGUGUGGCCCUGUAGGCCCUGUAACCCACCUAGCUGCCGUCUCUUCAGGUGUCAUGUAAGCAGAUACAGCUGCGUCUGCCGUUUGUCUUAAAUGACCAAUGAAAACCCCCGUGUCUUUCCUUUUUAAAUUAUCAUCCCCUCCCAUGUGUAAAGUACAACAUGACUUUAUAUAUUCAAAAUCUCAUUCCUGAAGUGUGUCAAGAUUUUGGAGAUACUUUGAACAAAAUGAAUGUGUUCCAGGGAUUACACUUGGACUGAAUAUCUUCUGAGAGAAUUCAUGCUGUCAGGAGUCGCUGGUGCUUCCAAGAAUAGAAUACCCUUAAUGCUCAAAUAAGAACUAAAACGGCUUUAAACCAAAUCUUAAGAGACAGAAUGAGUAUAUUUAACUGCCUUUGUUGUGGUUUUGUGGUCAUGAAUAGGCUCCUUACUGUCACCAUCUGUCUUUUGGUGUCAAAUUGACAGGAUUAUGUGGGAGGGGCUGUGAUUGGUGAAUGCUGUUUCUCAUAGCCAAUCAGAACUUGAUUUGAAUGAUGCUGUUGAAGAGGAAUGUCUGGAUGCUUUUCUCAUUAGAUAUGAGGAUAUCUAGAGGGUGAUUGCGUCAUGGUGGAAGGCUUUGUAUUACGAGAACCCUUUGUGAUGGAAUUUAAAAAUAUAUUCUGUAUUUCUAAUCGCAGUUAAACACACUGGUUCUGUUCUGCUUUGGGAAAAGCUUUACAGAUCCAGCAGUGUACCUAAUGUAGUAAUUCAGUACCACAUCUAACACUGGGAGUGUGUUGUGUGUUUGCGCUGUCUCUUCUGACGAGUUAAAAGCCAAAGAUCAUUCUGCUUCCCUGGGGGAGUUUCACCCAUGAAUAUGAACAUGUGUAAAAAAUGCCUUAAAUAAUUAAAUUAGACCAUCUUGCCCAUUUUCGCAUAAAAUGUAUGCUUAUGUUUUGCCAGAGUGCUUUUUUGUAAGGGGUAUCACAACUGAAAUCUCACAGCUGAACUUGUUUGCAUGAAAGAAAGCAAAGCAAUCAGCUGUUCAGAAUCUUAAAGGGUAAUUACACCCUAGCCAGGAAUAUAAUGGCGUAAAAAAAUGCCUUAAUUAAAACUGUGUAAUCCAGGAAAA